Molecule: messenger RNA, 3391 nt
Organism: Cyclopterus lumpus (lumpfish)
Lineage: Eukaryota; Metazoa; Chordata; Actinopteri; Perciformes; Cyclopteridae
Gene: lmo2
Product: LIM domain only 2 (rhombotin-like 1)
Exons: 3
Coding region: 1928-2410 (160 amino acids)
Biological process (GO): positive regulation of transcription by RNA polymerase II
Cellular component (GO): nucleus
Molecular function (GO): transcription coactivator activity; DNA-binding transcription factor binding
Source: RefSeq, a predicted model, not a curated record
AGAGCUGUGGAAAGAAGACAAACCCAUAGAGGGGAAUCAAUAGAAGAAUAGGAAACUAUGCAGUUGACAAACUAUAUCUAUUUUAUCUUCCACAAUUUCAAAGGUGGUGGGAAGUAACAACAUGUACCCAAGACCAAUAUUAUGUGUAUUCCUUUUUAUUUACGGUUUCCUCCACUCAACUAUCUCAGGGGGAAAUAUUGUACUUUUUACGACAUGCAUCUGAAAGCUGUAGAUACUGGUUAAAUGGCGGGUUAUAAAUGGACAUACAAAACAUAUGCUCAUUUCUAAAUGUUAUAGCUUCAACCACACAACAUACAUGCAUAACAUGAUAACUGCCAAUUGGGCAAAAGGGUACUUUCACUUUUCAUAUAUCCUAGUGAAGAAAUGUUAUAAACCCUUUGCUCUACAAACAACCCUCUUAAUUGUAAGCUAUUCCACCAUCCAUGAUAUUAUGUUUAAUGUUGUUGCUGUUUUCAUUAUGUGAUGGCAUGUGUGUUACAAAGAAACAGGUGUAAUCCAGCGUUUUAAAACCAUAUGCACAACUAAACAGAAGGCUUUUAAUAUAACUUAAGAGCACCAUAAGGUUCCCUGGACUUGGACUCCAUGUGAAAGUGAGCACAUGGCUGCUUUAUUCUUUUAAUAUGUAGCCUACUUUAACUUGUAUAAUACCUUGUACCUUGAAUUGAUUAAUACUUAUUUUACAACAAGUACAGGUUAUGUAUUCAAAAGAAUACAGAGAGAAUAUAGGCUAAAAGUACAUCUUACCAUAAAAAAUACCAUAAAAUAUCAAAAGUACUUGUCUCUACCAGACAUAUAUAUGAGCCUUCAAGGUCGAAAGUUAAUGUGUCUUCAAUCUUUUGUGCACAGGCGUUAUUAUCUGAUGCAACAAUAUUAAAUAUAAUAACUUUCUUUGGGGAACUUCAGGGGCUUUCCUGUUAGUUUUGUUGUGGGACAAGUAACUACUAAAGGUGACCUUUAGUGUUGCACAACUCCAAACUGAAGCGAUCUAAUCAGCUACACGAGAUGUCACUUGUAGCUAAUCAGUAGUUAAUAUAACUGAUCUAUAAAACAUUAUACAUUAUGUAUUCACUCUUGAUAAAGUCGAGUAAUAACUUUAGCCCUUUAUAAAGGAUCCAAUCUUAAGAUCUGAGAGUAGUAGCCUACUACAUAUUUCGAACAUUUCUUCCACGAGGGAAGUAUAUUGAGACGCACUGUGACCACCGAGAGAAAACACGAGGCAUGCACUAAUGAUUUCACUCCGCUCGUUAUCUUUUGUCCUAUCGGCACUUUGGUGAAGCAAAGCGUAUAAUGACCUCAUUAGUCUCAGUCACGACCUCGACCUCCCGCCUGACAGAGCGGGCCGGGCGGUGUUUAGCUGUCGCUUUAAGACCGGUUUCCCCCCAUUGUCAAAGAGUCGUGAGCAGGAAGAGGGAAACGAAAGCAGGGACCGAGGGGGCACCGCCGUAUUUAAGCACGAUGCUGCCGCCGCACACCAACGGCGACCCGGAGGAGCGCGUCUGCAACCGGCUCAGUUCAAACAACGACCCGCGGGCACGGAGAUCCCCGCAAAGUGUCCCUUUUAAAUCCGCCCGGUGCUGAUUUUCAUUUGUAAACAAACGGACAGUCCGCAAAGUCGCUGCGGGAUGAUACAAUUUGCUUGAGUGUCACCGCGGGUUAUUGCCUCAGGAAACGAUGACAGAGUCCUCCAUCAUCACCGCGUAGCUGCUUGAGAGAGAAACUGUCUUGUCCUGCGGCCAUUUCCACAGGACUCAAUUGACAAUUCAUUUGACACACAACAAGCCCACAGCGGCGCGUCGGAGGCUGUGGAGCAGGUGCAGGUGCAGCGCGUCGUGGAUCCGGUCUGCCCGCAGGCUGCUUCACGGGUAGCCGCCGAUACCUCAUCUGGAUCCGGCUGGACGUCAUAGACAUGACAUCCACUAUAGAGAGGAAGACGCUGGACGCCAAUGAGGAGCCGGUGGACGAGGUCCUCCAGAUGCCACCGUCUCUGCUGACGUGCGGCGGGUGUCAGCAGAGCAUUGGAGACCGAUUCUUCCUGAAGGCCAUCGAGCAGUACUGGCAUGAGGACUGCCUGAGCUGCGACCUGUGUGGCUGUCGACUGGGGGAGGUGGGCCGACGGCUCUACUUCAAGCUGGGAAGAAAACUAUGUCGGAGAGACUACCUCAGGCUUUUCGGUCAGGACGGUCUCUGUGCUUCCUGCGAGAAGAGGAUUCGAGCAUUUGAGAUGACGAUGCGCGUGCGGGACAAGGUUUACCAUCUGGAGUGCUUCAAGUGUGCCGCCUGCCAGAAGCACUUCUGCGUGGGUGACCGCUACCUGCUCAUCAACUCAGACAUUGUGUGCGAGCAGGACAUCUACGAAUGGACCAAACUCAACAAUAACAACAUGGUUUAGCAGAAUGAAGAGUGUCAGCCUGCCUUUUCCUACUGGCUUCAAAGGGAAUGAAUCAUUGAUGAACACAUUAUCAUGCAUCUGACAUUCAUAUGAAAUUAUUUCAACACAGAAAGGAGAGGUGACAUCUCUGCAUUGCUCCCUCCUUGGAGACUAAUGAAGACUGCACCAGCAAUAACAGAAAACUUUUCAUCAUAGGCUUCGUCCUUAAAUGCAAAUAAAAAAAGCCUAAAUAAUGGAAAAACUUGAACAUGCAAUAAUAGUUUGUUUGUUAUACACUGGAAUUUCAGAUCUUUAGCAAUGAACAAAAGUCUUUGUCAGGUUUCUAUUAGUCAAACACUGUUUCAUCACCUCAGACCUAUCUGUUCAAAUGUGUGUUCAAAGUUUUCAAUGAGUCUCAGUAUUUCAGAUUUAUUUCAUGGUUCGUAAUUUCCUGAGAAAUUUCUGGGAAUAACUUUGUGACUUUGUAUUAAUUACAAGGAAAAUAGAAACUUCGUUAAAGGAGUUGCUCCAUUUAAAAUCCAAGUAAAUAUUCAUUAAUUAUUCCUUCAUUAUUGAAAGCUUAAAUUCUUCAUUUAUGUUCAAUUGUAUGUUUGCCUGCGAACAAAUUUCCCAUUUGGAUGUUAAGCUAACCUGCUGACUGUAUCUAAAUAACAGUGUUUUUCUCUCCAAAAUACUUCCCUAGGAAAAACGAACUAUUUAUAAAAGAUAAGAAUUCAUUAGGAAUUUACAAACCUGUAAAAUGUUGUGACAUUUUCAAGUUAUGAAUGCAAUGUCCAUGUUGAAAAGUCCUGAUCAGAAUGAUCGUGCUGUACUGGCAGGUUGAACUGGUGGCGCCCUCUAGUGAUCAAGGGAUCCCAUGCAAUACUCAUUUUACUGACUGGAGCUGUGUGUCUUUUGUAUCUGUGACACCUCUCUGGACUUGCACCCACGACUUUUUGGACAUUUACUAUUAAAUACAUUUUGAUUUAGAGAAACACAUUU